GCGGCGCGAGUCCUGGGUCCGGCCAUGGAGGGGACCAGCGAACCGGUGCUGGAUGCUAGUUCCAGACUUAUAGAUUUCCAGUGGAAACUUGGUAUGGCUGUGAGCUCGGACAGCUGCAGGUCUCUUAAAUAUCCUUAUGUUGCAGUGAUGCUGAAAGUAAUGGAUCCUGCAGGCCAAGUAAAGAGCAAAUCGUUUGAAAUGACAAUUCCACAGUUUCAGAAUUUCUACAGACAGUUCAAGGAAAUUGCUGCGGUUAUUGAAACUGUGUGAUGAUUAUCUCAUUGAUAAAUGAGCACCAUCCUUUGAAAAUCAGACUUCACUUUCUGCAACAGAACUGCAUAAGGUUCAAAUCACAUUUGUUGAAUAAAUAUUGCACUUCUGUUUUUCUAUUUUUU
Messenger RNA from Ochotona princeps (American pika), 395 nucleotides. RefSeq names its product COMM domain containing 6 (gene COMMD6). Gene Ontology annotation, molecular function: NF-kappaB binding. Bases 25 to 270 code for a protein of 81 amino acids. The record is from RefSeq and is a predicted model, not a curated record. The transcript is spliced from 3 exons. NCBI's taxonomy places the organism in Eukaryota, Metazoa, Chordata, Mammalia, Lagomorpha, Ochotonidae.